Messenger RNA from Spinacia oleracea (spinach), 1120 nucleotides. Its product is annotated as glutathione S-transferase DHAR3, chloroplastic. Bases 63 to 863 code for a protein of 266 amino acids. The record is from RefSeq and is a predicted model, not a curated record. Gene Ontology annotation, molecular function: glutathione dehydrogenase (ascorbate) activity. Gene Ontology annotation, biological process: ascorbate glutathione cycle; cellular oxidant detoxification; protein glutathionylation. The transcript is spliced from 6 exons. NCBI's taxonomy places the organism in Eukaryota, Viridiplantae, Streptophyta, Magnoliopsida, Caryophyllales, Amaranthaceae.
AAUAGCGGGAGAUUGGAUUGGUUUCCGCUUUCCACUUUCCAGAAGUAAGAGGCCGAGGCGAAAUGUCGACCGUUAAAAUAACACCAGUCGCGUAUUCACUUUCAUCAUCGACCCUCAAACGCCAGCUAAUCCCAAAUCCCCAAUUCCACCGCCGCAAUCGCACCAUUUUCACCCAGCAUUUCAAGAACGGAACCCAAAGAAACCUUACUGUGUCCAUGUCUAGUUCGGACCCACUCCAAAUAUGCGUCAAGGAAUCUGUCACCACCCCCAACAAGCUUGGCGAUUGUCCAUUUUGCCAAAGAGUGUUGUUGACUUUAGAAGAAAAGCAUCUCCCUUAUGAUAUGAAGCUGGUAGACUUAAGUAACAAGCCAGAGUGGUUUACAAAUAUCAAUCCAGAUGGUAAAGUACCUGUGGUGAAAUUCGAUGAAAAUUGGGUUGCAGAUUCAGAUAUCAUCGCAAAGUCCCUAGAAGAGAGAUACCCAAAUCCACCUUUGGCAACACCUGACGAGAAGAGUUCAGUUGGCUCAAAAAUCUUUCCUGCAUUUGUUGGUUUUAUUAAAAGCAAGGACCCCAGCGAUGGAAAAGAGCAGGGAUUACUGAACGAGCUCAGUUCCUUCAAUGAUUACCUGAAAGAAAAUGGACCUUUUAUCAACGGGGAGAAGAUCUCUGCUGCGGACCUAGCUCUUGGACCAAAGCUUUACCAUAUGGAGAUUGCAUUGGGACAUUACAAGAAUUGGUCAGUUCCAGAGUCACUUCCGUAUGUGAAGUCUUAUAUGAAGAAUAUAUUUUCCAGGGAUUCAUUUGUGAAAACAAUUGCAUCAACAGAGGAUGUGAUUGCCGGCUGGGCAAAGCACACAAGCUGAAGCUGUCCAAGAUAUAUGGGCACUUUGAUUCCCUGCAGGAAGACUACCCUUGGUGUGAAUGGUUGGGUCUUAAGAUAUCAAAAUGAUUUUGGCAACUUGCAAUGGCUUGAAUGUAAAUUAAGCAUCCUAAUUGUGUAGUGUUGUAAAGACUUGUAUACUUACAAAAUCCAUGAAAAGUGUUCAGUGUGAAAAUAUUAAAUGUCGGGUAAUCCAUGGUCACAUUAACAUCAAUCCUUGAGUGAAACUUUUCAUUAUAA